Peronospora matthiolae is the source of this 2016-nucleotide messenger RNA. The record is from the annotation of a GenBank genome assembly. NCBI's taxonomy places the organism in Eukaryota, Oomycota, Peronosporomycetes, Peronosporales, Peronosporaceae.
AUGACGGCGACUGGGACGUCCAAGCCCGUGGAGGACGAUGAAGCGGAGGCCGCGUGUCCAAAGCUGCCGCUGAAGCCGCAGGUGGUCCGCAUUGAGGUGCUAGGCGACGAGAAGGUGGGCAAGACGUCGCUCAUCUGCUCGCUCGUGUCUCGCCACUUUAGCGAGAAGGUGCCGAGUGUUUUGCUCAACGUGCAGAUCCCGGCUGAAGAGAGCGACGAGAACGUGGUCAUUUCCAUCACUGACACGUCUUCUCGUGUGUCGGACUUGAUGCGUGUGACGCAUGCUGUGAAGCGCAGUGACGCUAUCUUGUUAGUGUAUGAUUUGACGAGACCGGAGACCUUUCAGCGACUACGACGGUGGCUGAACUUUAUUGCUAAGAACAAGGAGAUCCCAGUCGUGCUGGUUGCCAACAAAGUGGACAUCAACGCUGUUACGCCCACUUCGGAUGGAACAUAUGCAAGUCAAGUGCGUCACCUGGUCAACACGUACCCGUUUGUGGUAUCAGAGGUUGAGUGCUCGGCCAAGAACUUUACGCAAGUGGCGCAAGCGUUCUUUUUAGCACAGAAGGCGGUGAUUUAUCCUGUUGCACCGCUUUACAAUGAGAAGAAGCGUCAAUUACAGCCUAAGUGUCUUAAAGCGAUCAAGCGGAUAUUCCGCUUGUACAACCGCGAUCGAAGUGGGAUUCUCAGUCGAGAGGAGCUAAAUGAGUACCAGUAUGACUGCUUUGGUGUGCGCCUUGUUUCUACGGAGAUCGAUACGUUGAUGGAAUAUCUUUUGUCCGAAGUGCCGUCCGGAGUAGCUCCCGAUCGCAGUGGACUACUCGUAGAUGGUUUCAUCUACCUGUGGUGGCUAUUUAUUGAUCGCAACCGGCCGGAAUCAGGCUGGCAGGUGCUGCGAAGUUUAGGAUACAACAAUGAGCUGCACCUCGAAAUCCCUCCUGAGCGUUUGCAACUACCUCCGCACGACGAGGAUCAGUCUGCGCAGCUUACUCCUUCAGCCGUCGAGUUCUUGACACACUUAUUUCGUCAAUUUGAUGCAAACAAGGACAACAACAUCGCAGAGAGUGAGAUUGAAGCUAUUUUCUCGAUUUGCGAGGAAGAGAGUGCGCCGUGGACAACUUGCUCGGCUAUUCCGUCACCAUUAUUGUUUGAAAGAACUGUUGUCGAUGGGAAGCCCACGCUUUCGCUUGCAGCGUGGCUAGCUUGCUGGAGCUUUGUGGCCCAGGAAAAUCCGCCGAAGCUUCUUGAAACGCUGUUUUACCUGGGGUACAACGAUAAGCUUUUUCCUGCAAUCGAUUUUGUCAGAAAACGCAGUGCGAUGCGUCAUGCAGCAAAGAUCGAACGUAACGUGAUUUCAUGCUAUAUCUUUGGCUCGCCGAGGUCAGGAAAGGAGCACUUUGUUCGCACAUUCGCUGGAUGCAAAGACGCUUUUUGUGCAGACGAUGAGCAAUCGAUUCUUCGUAGCAUUGGCGCUGUGCCGGACCAAGACACGACGAAGUAUCUCUUCAUCACAGAAGCCUUGUCAGACGACGAGAUAGAGUCGAACGCUGAUGUUCUGCUACUGGUGUUGAACCCUGAGGACGAGCCAAGCAAAGUGUUUGUGGAGGAGCUAGAUAAGAAGCUGCCUGACUCCAUUCCGCGUGUAGUGAUUAGCUACAAGCCGAAGGUUUGCAAGAAUGACGUGGAAGAUAGCGAGAAGGGCAUUACUGACAGCAGCGCUUUGGUACCGGACAAGCCAACCGAUUUUGCAAUUGAUGCAUUGCUGAAGCAGUAUUCGACAUCCCUUAAGUGCUUUGAGCCGCACUGCGUCAAGGGUGAGGCCGCCCGUGUGCUCGUGGCAACUGCCUUGCGACCGCCAAACAACGCGCGCUCUAGGUCGUCCGGGAUCUGGUUGCCGGGUCGGAAGACGACCUGGAGUCUAGUUGGGUUGACCGCUGUUGUGGUCGUUGCGUUCGUUGCUAAGCAUGAAGAGAGCAAGGCCUUCGUGAAGACUAUGGUCUCGAAAUUGCGACGUUGA